ACUAUUCAAUGACACAAAUUAAAAAAAAAGUUCAAUGGAGGCACUUGACGCACUUGACAAGCGUUUUAUUUUCAUUUUUCGAAAUUUAUCCUGACCCAAGCUAGAAAACUGAGAACGAGUUGAAGCACAAAUUAAAAGUGCAACGUACAAGUGUUCUAAAUAGAGGAAUACAGUGUUAGUGUUAUCGUUCGUGAUCAGCGUCGGAACGCUUGGUGUUUUGUAAUUAGUAUAGUACUUGUGGGGAAUACCAAGUAUCGAUGGCCGUUUGAACGUUUCCGUGGUGUAUUUGUUGAACUCCUGGAGCAGUGAGUCACCGUAGCAUAGUAUCGGGCGGUCGCCAUGGACACCGACGAUGGGGAAUCCUCGAGCAGCGGGCCGAUGUCCAGCUUAAAUAGCCUGUUUUCUUUCACAAGUCCUGCCGUCAAGAAACUUCUGGGCUGGAAACAGGGCGACGAGGAAGAAAAAUGGGCGGAGAAGGCCGUAGACAGCCUCGUGAAGAAGCUGAAGAAGAGGAAAGGAGCUAUAGAAGAAUUAGAGCGAGCACUUUCAUGCCCCGGAACUCCAUCUAAGUGCGUCACCAUACCACGCUCACUCGACGGCCGGUUACAGGUUUCCCACCGCAAAGGGCUGCCACACGUGAUUUACUGCCGCGUGUGGCGCUGGCCCGACCUACAGUCCCACCACGAGCUCAAGCCCCUCGAGAUCUGCCAAUACCCAUUCAGCGCCAAACAGAAGGAGGUCUGCAUCAACCCUUACCACUAUAAACGGGUGGAGAGCCCCGUCCUCCCUCCUGUCUUAGUACCACGACACUCGGAAUUCCCACCUGGGCAUUCUCACAUGCCCUUCCAAAGAACUGCGGAACCCGCAAUGCCCCACAAUGUCUCUUAUUCCGGAUCGGGCUUUCCCCCUUCGGCCAGUUCUGAACUCCCGGACACGCCUCCACCAGCGUACUCCCCGCCCUCGGACGACAUGGAACCACCGGGCGAAGUCGCGCCCGUGUCUUACCAGGAACCGGUAUAUUGGGCUUCAGUAGCCUACUACGAACUGAACUGCAGAGUUGGGGAGGUGUUUCAUUGCAACUCCCACGCGGUCGUCGUCGACGGCUUCACGGAUCCGUCCAACAACAGCGACAGAUUCUGCCUAGGACAACUGAGCAACGUCAACAGAAACUCGACUAUUGAAAACACCAGACGCCACAUAGGAAAAGGCGUGCAUUUGUACUACGUGGGCGGGGAAGUGUACGCCGAAUGUCUGUCCGACGCCGCCAUCUUCGUGCAGAGCCGCAACUGCAACCACCACCACGGUUUCCACGCCUCCACCGUGUGUAAGAUACCGCCCGGCUGCUCCCUGAAGAUCUUCAACAAUCGCGAGUUCGCGCAGCUGCUGUCUCAGAGCGUAAAUCACGGCUUCGAAGCGGUCUACGAGCUCACCAAGAUGUGCACGAUCCGAAUGUCGUUCGUGAAGGGAUGGGGAGCAGAGUACCACCGCCAGGACGUGACGUCGACCCCGUGCUGGAUCGAGAUCCAUCUCCACGGCCCGCUACAGUGGCUGGACAAAGUCCUGACGCAGAUGGGGUCACCCCACAACGCCAUCUCCUCUGUGUCCUAGCUGUGUGACCGAAUUCCGACCCCACCGUAUGUAUUUCCUUCGUAUUACUCGUGCGACCAUUUAAUGCACGCAAAUUGCCCUCGUAUUACUGCAUUUUAAACGCGAACAUUUUGUACAUUUGUACAUUAUUUUACUUUUAUAAACGUUUAAUUCGCGCAAUCUUUUACACAUUAUUCCUUAUGGGUAUCCGUUGUUAUACCUAUUCCUACAUGUUUUUAAUGGCUUUCGCAACCUCGGUAUUUUUUUUUACUUGAGAACAUUAUUGGGGGUUAAAAUUUAGUAGAGUUUAACACAGAAAUUGAAGUACAAAUUUCACUAAAAUGUAUGUGAUAAAAUGUGCGAAAGCUACUAAUGUCAAAUGCAGAUCUUAUUAUAAGACUCGCCAUACAUGGUAGCCCGGUAAAAAUGAAUUUGUUUGGUUACCACAGUGAUAUUGAAAAAAAAAACAAAUUAUGCAGUUCGAGUUUGAAUUUUGCAAUGUAGCUAUGUAUAUAGCGAGUUAUUUCUGGACCUUCAUAAAGCGUUUUGACGAAACCUUAGUGACAACGUUUUUAGUUCUAGUGCAGUACCUAUUUAAGUAAUAAAAUCCAAUUUAAUGACAAUGAGUGAUAAAACAGGAAGCAAAAAGAUAGCAAGGAAGGUAACAUAUUAGUACGUUGCAGCAAUACAAAAUUGAUACUAACUUGCCCAGAAGUAUUGACCCCGUCAUGCACGAGUCUGAAAUAAAAAAAAAUAUUAUACCUACAUAUUUAUGUAAACUAUUAAAAUGUAUUUAAACAUCUGUUAAUUACAAGGGCGAAGCGUCAAGGCUUGCGAAGGCCAAGGGCCAAGCUCCGCGUAGGGCCGAAGGCCCGAAGCGACACCUGAGAGGAGGCAGCUGGAGCUUAAACACGACCCAAUAGUAAGUGUCUUAGACAAGCGAAACGGCGGGCCGAAGGCCUGAGUACAGUCAGCAUCAAUGGUACAGCAGCGAAAAAAAACGCGCCAAAAGUAUCUGACCGCCUGUCUGAUAUAAAUAUAUUUCUAUAGUUUUUCAAAAGUAUCUUUCACUGUCCACACUCAUUGUUUAAUAUAUAAUAUAUCUCUUUGUAAAACCACGUGAGAAUGGUAGUUACAUACUUUUGACGCGUAGUUUCAUUUCAUCCCCUACUAUUGUUGCUUUUUGUACAAAAUCGUCCUAUUAAGCGACAGAUUACGAUACCUAAGUAAAGGAAGUUGAGGAUUUUUGUAUGACAAACGUAUAAGCUCUAUGGAACACCAUUCGUUAGUACGUAAAAAACAAAAAACUCCAGUCUAGUAUGUCAUUCCUUCCUUCCUGCCUUCCUUUAUAUUACGUCAUUUAAAUUUUCGAAAUUAAAGAAGUCAUGAAGUAAAAAUAUUCUACGUAUAAAAAUUAAAAUGGGUCAAUAUUUCUGGCCAGAUGUACAUUAUAGUGUGCAAUAUAAUAGCAGUUUAUUUAUAGUAGAGUAACUUGAGUAAAUAAUUUCUAAAAAUAGGUUAUGAACAAUAAUGCUUAGUCGUGAGCGGCACUAUCACUAGAUCCUAAAGCAAGCAAGCAAACAAACCAAAACCACAAGGAAGCAAACAAGUCGGUCAAAAAUCAACAGUCUUAACUUAAUGAUUGACCACUCACAUGCAUUCUGGGAGGAAGAUCGCCUUAGUUUUUUUUUUGUUUCAAAUGAAAUGGGUGCAGAUAGGUGGGUGGAUGGGUGGGAGCUUGGAUUGAAAAUAAUGGGCAAGAUACUAAAUUGAAAUGAUGGUACACAAUUGUAUAUUUUUCAUUGGAUUUUCCAGUUUUAUAAGAAUUGCCGCUAGGAAGUAAAAAGCCGGUUUUCAUCAUUAUUAUUAUUUUACUUACAAUAUUAUUUAGGUAAAGUUUAUAGUUAAUUUUGAAUUAGUGUUAAGUAGCGCAGAAGAAUAUUUAAAAAAAGUUUACUACUAAACUUUAGAUCAAUCAUAUUAGAACUAUAUGAUUGAUCUAAAGUUAAGAUUUUCCCUUAAUUUUAAUUUUCUCAUUGACUGCUAUUACAUUGCGCACAGCUGUAUAUGGAUGUAUUAUGUAAGCAAGCUAACGAAACUUCAUGUCUCAAAAAAGUCACAGUUCAUUAUUCUCUUGCUGAUAUUAUCGUUGGUAGAAGGAUACAAUGGCUAUAGGCGCAAGUAUACUGUUAUAGCUUCAAUAGUUUUUCUAAAUAAGCUCAAAGUAAGUGUCCAAGCCGUAAGUCAUCUAAGUGUAAUUGUUAAAAUAAGUAUAAAGACAUAAAUUAAGAAAUAAUUAUACUCUUAAAUGUUUAUGACAAGAUAGAUAUUAUCAAUGUACAUAAUGCUCUAUAAUGGUAUUUUUAUUUUAAACAAGUCCAAAUUUAUUGUAUGACAUCUUGCAUGCUUUUUGUCAAGGUGAAUCGGUGAUAUUAUCAAUAUAUGUACGGAUCGUAUGUUAUUUUAGGGCAUAUUUUUGUAAGAAUUAACGUACGUUCAUAGUGUAGUCAAAAAUGCAGCUUUAUAUUUAUGUAUUUUGUAUGUUUUGUGACUUUGCAAUAUUUAUACCAUUUGUAUAACGAAUUUAUGAUGUAGAAAUACCGCGUUUUAGAUCAGCCUUGUAUUUAUAGAGUAAAAAGUAUUGAGCAUUCCUUUUUUUCAUUAUUCGUAAUAAAACAGUUAUUUAUCAGUUAUAGAAUGUAACAUCAAACACGUCAAAUAAACUGCUAUGCAUCCUGUGUAUUUAUUACUAUCGUCAUAUAUAAUAUUUAUCAUAUAUAAUAAUUGCAUGUAGAAUGUACAUGGAUGCUCAAUACUUUUGAGCAAGGCUUUAUCGACACCAAUGUGCGAAUGUUCGCUCUGACAUUAUAUCUUGGUUUUUGAGAAGAAUUUUGCUACUGGAUACUACUGUAGAAGAAACAUACUUUGCAAUAUAUUGUAUAAAUUAUGUAAAAGUCACAGGUACAAUAGUUAAAUAAGUGAUAUGUGUUCUAUAUGUUGUAAUAAUCUAAAUCAUAGACUGUUAGUAAGACAUGCUUCUGAUUGUAUUAUCUCAUUUUGUUGCACCUUAUGCCCACAACAGAAUUCGCUUUAAUAUUUUCGCAAAUAUGGAGUUACUUUCGUUUGCAAUGCCUAUAAAAGGAAAAAGAUAGAACACGAGUAUUUGGACAUAUACGGCCAUCUGAGUUACUGGAAUCCGGAAUAAAGUAGCUUAUACGCUAACAGUUAAAAAAAUAAGUUUAUAAAUUUAUCUACUCUGACAUGUGAUGAAUGCAGGCUAUGCGUUAAAAAUAAUCUAAAAAGUUUACUUAAAAAAGACAUUUGGACAUAUACGGCCAUCUGAGUUACUGGAAUCCGGAAUAAAGUAGCUUAUACGCUAACAGUUAAAAAAAAUAAGUUUUAAUAAUUUAUCUACUCUGACAUGUGAUGAAUGCAGCUAUGCGUUAAAAAUAAUCUAAAAAGUUUACUUAAAAAAGACGGUAGCAGUCGUUUGGGAAAUGAAGUAUGAAUAUAAAUCUAAUACCAUUCAAUUUCAGUGACCUUAAAAAGUUAAAACAUAUUUCUACAGUUAAUGUGCCUAGUACUAUGUGCCUCAUAAUAUCUUACUAUAUGUUAUAUUUUGAAGUUGCUGACAUAUUACAUAUUCUAUGGAUUUCUUUUCUUUUCUUCGAUAAAAAAAUCGAGAGUUCUAGCCUCGCUUGCGCCUGAUAAAGCAAAAAAAUCUUCGAAUAAAGUACAAACAGAGGGUUUAAUGUAAACUUAUGUAGAUAUCUUGUAAGAUACAUUGCCAAGAAAACGUAGAAGAAACUUUUAUUCUCCCACAUGGAACCUAUUUCCAUUUUCCCUUUCAAUGGAAAACUAUAGACUUGUAACAGUUCUAACUUAUACCUUAUACUAAAUUGCGUAAUAUUUCUGAAGCACCACUGAACUCUAAUAAAAAGUACCUACCUAUUAACUCUUCUUAUAUUUCUAAAACUAAAUAGUUUGAGCCGUGCCUUGGUCAUGUGUUAACUAGUAAGCAGUAAUGCUAAUAGAGAAUGUUUUUUUAAUUUUUGAAUAUUACUUAGACAAGCAAUCAAGUAAUAUGUACACUUAUUAAGUUAAUAAAAAGUUUCAAAAGGUACAGUAAAAUAAUCAAACGUGGUUCAAGGGCGUACCGUACUUCGGCAGUUAUUUUCGAUUGCCCUUAGUAACCCUAUUGCUAUGUCGAUUUCUAAAAUAUCUAAUAUACCUAAGUCAACAUCUUCUGCUGCUUGAUGGAAUUAUUCAACCGAAGUACUAUAGUUCAGUGUAUGACACCAAAUCGGGACGUCCUAUGUCAAAAAUAAAGAUAAAAUUGAUCUCAAAAUAUAUUAAGAGCUAUAGUUCCUGAAGACGUCCCAUCGCCUUGAUAGUGCAAUGAAACUAAUGAAUAUUGAUUAGAUAGGCGUUGUGAAGACGAUUUAAUGAGUGUGUAUCAAAGUUUUGUGACUAUCCACAGUUUGUAAUACAAUGCGGUUGUUUAUGGCCUUUUUAAACUAGGUAGAGGUAAAGUUAGGGAACAAAUCAAAUUAUUUUAUCAAAAAUUUUGAUUUGUGUUUUUAAGUAGUCACAUUACUACAUAUAUUUAAAUUAUAAAAUAGAUCCGCCACUGGAGGGCUUUGUCACAUUUUCUUUAGUAUGUAUAAGACAUCUAUUUCAGUUUAUAGGUAAAGUUGGUUUUAUAUUGGCGGUUGAGAGUAAAUUAUAUUUAGGGCAAACUUGCGGCCUACUAGCUAUGCCAACAGGAAACCAAGUAAUAAUCGGAGCUCGAUUCAUAACAAUUCUAAACAAUUGCAAAGUAUGUAAAUGCCAGAAUAUCAAAUUCACUUCAUUCAAUUCGACUGUUCAUAAAUCAUAAAAUACAAUGUUUUUUUUGUCAAACCCGAUUAUAUUAAAAAAAUAUGACGGGUUUACCUACAGAAAUAUGUACCGAUCAGAAAUCGGAUAGCUUUCUUAGAUUACAGAAGUUAACAGAGUGUGUUGAAUAUGUUUAGGAGAUUUAUUUUGUACAUGUGUAUACAAAAGUUUCCACAUUUUAUUACGUUAUGGUACUGUAAAAGUAUUAGAUACACAAUAAGUAGACAGAAACGCAAAUAAACAGGUAGGGACAAACUGAGCCCACGUACGUAACGUAUGCAAUGCAUUAUGAAAUCUAGACCCUGAAAUUUGUAUACUUAGAAACAUACCAUACUUGUCAUACGCAACGCAACGUAUGACAAGUCUGUUUCUAAGCAUACAAAUUUCAGGGUCCAGAUUUCAUAAAGCAUUGCAUACGUCGCGUUGCGUGGGUUCAGUUUGUCCCUACCAUUACUUGUACCUAAACAGGUUUUAUAUAAAAAGAAUAGUUCCGAAUUUGAGGCCAAACCACCUUCAUAAUCAACUGAUUCUAGAAAUUUACCUCAGGGUUUACCUACUUGUCGCUUGUCGCCAUACAAACGGAAUAUCAAAAAUAACAGGUUAUAAAUUUAAUCUGGGUUUGUUAAAUUCUUUUUUGAAAUACUUUUUUUAAAAGAUUUGUGCACAUUCGCUAAAAUAUUUCAUCACAUAGUACCUAUAGACCAGUAAAAUAAAGUUGGUGUGGUCUCAUGAAAAAUUUUUAUUUCUAUGGACAGCGUGGCCUGUUAUAAUGUGCCUUUAAAUAUAAAUUCCCGUCCUGAGCUAGCGGGUUUGAAUUAUUAACAUAUAAAUAGACAGAUGUAAUUCUCAACGGACAGUUUUCUUAUUCGAUACCAUUACUAAUUUAUUCGAUACCAUUACUAACUGAAUUGUGAAUUUCUCACCAAUAAAAUUAUGUAAAACGUGAAAAGUAAAUUAACGACGAAAGUAUUUUAUGUAUUUACUUACAUUAUUGGUAAAAAUAACUUAUGUAAGGGUAUCGAACUCAAAUAUUUAGCUGUUAGAGGCGUAUUCUGAUUGUAAUAACAGGUAAUUGUAAUUUGAUCUGGAUUCCUCCUAUUUUUUUGUGCCUUAGAACAAUGUAUGCCUUAUGUUUUUUUACUAUAGGUACCUACGGUUAAAUAGUACAGUGUUGGUUGACCCAUAACAUGAAUAUAGUGCCUAUGCAAUAGUCGACGAGUGCAUGCCUUAAAUUUAUGACGUAUAUUAUAUUAAAUAAAAUAUAUUUUCUGCAUUUCGACAAGUUCUAUAUAUUGUGCAGAUAUACUCUUGGUCCUUUCAUACGUUAGCUUUUAAUACAAUAAAAUGGAAAUUUUAAUCGGUAGUAGUAAUUUAACGCGGAUUAUUGUUAUUAUUCUGUAUUUUUAGUAGAGUUAUAAAAUUUUGUACAUAACGUUUAUGAAUAGGUAAUGGUGUGGUUAUUGUACUUGUAUGUGUCUUGGUCGUUGUUUUGUUAUAAAAUUGUUUUUGGUUACGCGUUGGCAUUUGGACUUGGGUGUUUUUGCUGGUCUUGAACUUACUUUAGUCAACAAAAAACGUUCUUUUUUUAAUGAAAAAAAAAUUAGAAAUGAAAAUAAUUUACCUAUACACACAAUAUUAAAAAUAACAGAAGAUUUUUAACUUAUUUUCACCUGUUGAGAGUCAAAUUCGUUUGUCGCGCGGCAGAUAGCCUCGUGUAAACCCAUUUGCUGGUUAGGUAUUGAUUAAAAACAACUAGGCAAAUUAAAACGGUAUCUGUUUAUAGUUCGUUUUUUUUAGCAUUAGAUAAAAGGUAAGCGAUCUUGACAUGUCUUUUAAUUGAAUAACGCUUUUUUAAAAUCAGUAACUAUUACUUAUGAAAGCAGAAGAAUAUAAAUGACCGUAUUAGAUUCAUGAUUGUUACAUAUUUGCUGUGACUUAUUUUUAAUACGUGUUUUUCAAUUAAAAGACACAUCAAGAUUGUUUACCUUAUUUCUAAUGCUAAAAAAACGAACUAUAGUCCGUUAUGUAACAGUCGGUUGGUUUAUUGGGGAGGUACUCGGUUUAUUUGUUUUUUUUUUCUGAUAUAUGUGGCUUUCCAUCAAGCAUUUCCCUAUGCUUUAAGUGCAAUAAGAUACUUAUUAUCUGAAAUUCCAACAAAUACUGAUAGAAAGGUCCUUAUUGCACAUGAAGCAUAAGGACCUUUCUCUGAUGGAAAGCCACAUGUAUUCUUGCUAGAUAAAAGAAUAUGAUCUAAUACACCAAGUCCAUGUGUAUAAAUUGUGUCAGUAAUCGUGAGCAGGAUUGUGGAUGUCUAAAUUAGUAUAAAACGUUUUAGAGUUAUAGAACAUAUUUCAUGUUUUGUUGCAUCUCUUUUUAUGCAUGAUAAAGAUGUAAAAGUGUAAUUUCGACUUUAUUGGUUGUUUACUUUUCAAACCAUUUUUGGAAAAAGCAUUUUUGACAAGUGUAAGGGACUGAGAGCCUAUAAAAUUAUGUUGUACAAAAAUUUAUGACUACUUGAAUUAAGUUCUCGCUAAAUAAGUUAGUGUAAGUGCAAAGAUGCCAUCUGUAAUUUUUAUUCAUCUCCGUUAGGGAAUAAAGUUUCUUUUAUUA
Molecule: messenger RNA, 9075 nt
Organism: Cydia splendana
Lineage: Eukaryota; Metazoa; Arthropoda; Insecta; Lepidoptera; Tortricidae
Gene: Mad
Product: protein mothers against dpp
Exons: 3
Coding region: 340-1608 (422 amino acids)
Biological process (GO): anatomical structure morphogenesis; cell differentiation; regulation of transcription by RNA polymerase II
Cellular component (GO): heteromeric SMAD protein complex
Molecular function (GO): DNA-binding transcription factor activity, RNA polymerase II-specific; RNA polymerase II cis-regulatory region sequence-specific DNA binding; I-SMAD binding
Source: RefSeq, a predicted model, not a curated record